Cololabis saira (Pacific saury) is the source of this 2525-nucleotide messenger RNA. Its product is annotated as mothers against decapentaplegic homolog 4-like. Gene Ontology annotation, cellular component: heteromeric SMAD protein complex. The transcript has 10 exons. The coding region runs from base 2 to 1774 and encodes 590 amino acids. Gene Ontology annotation, molecular function: RNA polymerase II cis-regulatory region sequence-specific DNA binding; DNA-binding transcription factor activity, RNA polymerase II-specific; I-SMAD binding. Gene Ontology annotation, biological process: cell differentiation; SMAD protein signal transduction; transforming growth factor beta receptor signaling pathway. NCBI's taxonomy places the organism in Eukaryota, Metazoa, Chordata, Actinopteri, Beloniformes, Belonidae. The record is from RefSeq and is a predicted model, not a curated record.
CAUGUCGGCGCUCGGCCCCCCCAGCAGCGGCGACGCCUGCCUCAGCAUCGUCCACAGCCUGAUGCUACACCGCCGCGGCGGCGAGAACGAGGGCUUCGCUAAGCGCGCUAUCGAGAGCCUCGUUAAGAAGCUAAAGGAGAAGAAGGACGAGCUGGACUCGCUCAUCACCGCCGUCACCUCCAGCGGCCUCCACCCCAGCAAGUGCGUCACCAUCCAGAGGACGCUGGACGGACGGCUGCAGGUCGCCGGCAGGAAGGGUUUCCCUCACGUCAUCUACGCCCGUCUCUUCCGUUGGCCGGACCUGCACAAGAACGAGCUGAAACACGUCAAGUUCUGCCGCUUCGCCUUCGACCUGAAGUACGACGCCGUGUGUGUGAACCCGUACCACUACGAGAGGACGCCGUCGCCCGCGUCCUCGCACCUGGACAUGCCCUCAGGUCCUCAGACUCUCAUCAAGGAGGAGUUCAUGCAGGACUGUCUCCAGCUGGACCUGCCGCCCCACGCAGACCCGUACCAGCCCCGGCCCGUCCUGUAUCCCAGCAUGCCCCUGUCCCCCCCAGGACGGAGCUCCAUGACGCCUCUGAGGACGGUGGGACCCAACGAGGCUCCGGAGGGUCCUGGACUCCUGCAGAUCGCCCUGUCCCAGGGCCAGGGGGUCCCCGGGGUCCAGGGGAUCCAGGGGGGCCCCGGGGUCCAGGGGAUCCCUGGGGGCCCCGGGGGACGGGCAUCCCCACCCAUCACCCCCCACCCUCCCACUCCCACGUCUCCACAUCCGCAGAGCCCCGAGUACAACUGCCCGUCCAAACCUGGCACCUGGCCAGGUAACAGCCCUGCCCCCUACAGCCCCGCCCCCUACAGCUCCAGCCCCGCCCCCUACAGCUCCAGCCCCGCCCCCUACAGCCCAAGCCCCGCCCCCUUUAGCCCCGCCCCCUACAGCCCAGCAGGACAGCAGCCCGGUGGGCGGAGCCACGCGCAGCAGCCGUCGUUACAUCAUCACCACCACGGCCCCAACACGCACUUCUGGUCCCAGCAUCACACCACGGCUCCGUUUCCUCAACCAGUUUCCAACCAUCCAGGUCCAGAGUUCUGGUGCUCCGUCUCCUACUUCGAGCUGGACGUCCAGGUCGGUGAGAUGUUCAAGGUCCAGUCGUCGGUUCCGCUGGUGACGGUGGACGGAUACGUGGACCCGUCCGGGGGGGACCGGUUCUGUCUGGGCCAGCUGAGCAACGUGCACCGGACCGCCGCCAGCCACCGGGCCAGGCUCCACAUCGGUCGGGGGGUCCAGCUGGAGUGUCGGGGCGAGGGAGACGUCUGGAUGCGUUGCCUUAGCGACCACUCGGUGUUCGUGCAGAGUCUAUACCUGGACCGGGAGGCGGGUCGGAACCCGGGGGACGGGGUCCACAAGAUCUACCCCGGGGCCCACAUCAAGGUGUUUGACCUGCGCCAGUGCCACCGGCAGAUGCAGCAGCAGGCGGCAGCAGCUCAGGCAGCGGUAGAGACUCAGGCCGCCGCCGUCGUCGGUGCGAUUCCCGGACCGAACAGCGUGGGAGGGAUCGCACCUGCCGUCAGCACCUGCCCGGCGGCCGGCCCCGGCGUGGACGACCUGCGGCGUCUCUGCAUCGUGCGUCUGAGCUUCGUGAAGGGUUGGGGGUGCGACUACCCGCGGCGCAGCAUCAAGGACACGCCCUGCUGGCUGGAGGUGCACCUGCACCGCGCGCUGCAGCUGCUGGACCAGGUGCUGCACGCGCUGCCGCCGCGCGACCUCGCGCUCUGACCACGCCCCCGCGCUCUGACCACGCCCCCGUCCAGCAGGCUCCUCCCACCAUGUAAGCCCCGCCCCUGGACCCACAGGCUCCUCCCACCCUGCAAGCCCCGCCCCCUGCGUCUCUGAAACAUUUCCUGUUUCCUGUCGGGUUCCGAUCCGACCUCAGACUGAAGAAGUGAAGCAUUCUGGGACAUUUUGGAUGAAGUUUUGGGGUCAAGUCGUGGGAGUGACAUCUGGCUCCGCCCCCUGGAGCAGCUGGCUCCGCCCACCCUGUCAAUCAAAGGUCGGCUGAAACGAGCAGCUUUACCUCCAUCACGUCUGCCGGAAUGAUCUGAUUGGUCGAAGCCUCAGCGCUGGAACCAGCUGGUACCAAAACCCCGGGUUCUGGUUCCUGGUCCUGGUCCUGGUUCUGGUCCUGGUUCUGGUCCAGGUUCUGGUUCUGGUCCUGGUCCUGGUCCUGGUCCUGGUCCUGGUCCAGGUCCUGGUCCUGGUCCUGGUCCUGGUCCUGGUUCUGGUCCUGGUUCUGGUCCAGGUUCUGGUCCUGGUCCUGGUUCUGGUCCUGGUUCUGGUCCUGGUUCUGGUCCAGGUUCUGGUUCUGGGGGGACGGCUGCAGGUUAUUUAUUUCUGUACCAAAGAUCCGCUGAUGUCGUGUCCUGUUGGCCUUGUGUUUCUGCUCUUUUUACCUCUUUAUUCUUUAUUCUCUUUUUUUACAGAAAAACUCUAUAUAAACAUCUGCUGUUUGUUCAGAUUAAAGUUUUAA